AUGUGGAGCCUGGGUGAACCAGCAACAAAAUACCUGGACCGAAUAAAAUCCCUGUUUGGCGUUAUAAUUGACAAUUGGACCAGCAGUCCACCACCCUCUAGAGCAGGGGUCGGCAACGUUUGUGACAUGGAGUGCCAGUACUGGCUCAAGAUAGUCUUCUCCCUCUGGCACUUCCUCUUCUCCCACCAGGGAUGUAGGUGGAUCGGAGGUGGCAGGUUCUUCAGGCUCCUCAGUGUGGAUGGUCAAAGGCAGUGGCUCAACGUCUCUAAAACUCUUAGUUGUGAAUUUGACUGGAACCCGGACAGGACUUCCCAGGAUGGCUGCUUCAGCAUCCUCUCCCUCCAGAACAUCAGAGCCAUUAACUUGGUCACGAGUCUGGCUGCGAGUCUUUGGUCGUUGGGCCGGGGUUUCCAUGGGAAGAUCGUCAGAGCAAGCUGGUACAUCUCUCCAGGCUUCUUCACUCGGGUAGAGCGACGGAGAGAUCCAUAUCCACGAGUUGCUGAGAACACGAUGAUAUCAUCAAUGAAGACUAGAACUUCCUUAAGGUGUAGCCCUGCCAUGCAGCGCUCCAUCAGCCGCUGGAACGUACUUGGGGCGUUCGUUACUCCCUGCGGCAUCCUGUUCCACUCCCAGAACCCGAAGCUACAGGAACUGUUGCUGGUGGUUGCAGGAGUUUUCCCACAGAUGGCGUUGUUGCAGCUUCAGCGCCGGUCGGUCCCCUUUCCUCCAACUCCGGAUUAG
Messenger RNA from Knipowitschia caucasica, 741 nucleotides. The record is from the annotation of a GenBank genome assembly. Lineage: Eukaryota; Metazoa; Chordata; Actinopteri; Gobiiformes; Gobiidae.